AUGAUUGAUGAUUCACAAUAAAUUAUAAAGGAAAUGAUCUAAAGUAAUUCGAUACAACAAUUAAUGGAUUUUAUGAACAAAGUGAAACCAAACAUUUUGAAUUUAGAUUGUGGAAAGAAACAAACAAGUAUUAGUUUAAAAAAUGAGAUAAGUUCUACAUAUAGCUGUUUAGAGAAAUGAUUACCCAUUUCUAAGAUAUCUUGAAUAAUAUUCAAAUGAUAAUUAUAAAGGAAGUGAGAUUAAAAAAUUAGUUAAUACAUAUAAUAUUGAAAUCUUCACAGCUCUUCAUAUAGCAUCUUACAAUGGAAAUUUGGUAAGUUUAAUUGCAUUUAUAUAAGGAAGCUGUGAAGAUUCUAUUAAAUAUGGGUGCUGAUUGUAUUUUGAAAAGUGGUUCUGGUUUAUUGGCUAUACAUGCAGCAGCAUAAGGUGAUUAACCUUAUAUGGUGGUAUAAUGAUCUUUAUAAUAUAAAAGUGGUAUUGGUUACAAAAAGGAAUUCCAAUCAAUGUUUAAGAUGAUGCUGGAAAUACUUGUUUACAUUGGGCAGCAUAUUAAAAGUAAUCUCUAAUUUAGUAUGCAUUUAGUUGUGAAUUAACUGUAAGCUAUUUAAUUUCAUUUGGUUGCAAUAUCGAUUUUAAAAAUAAUGCAUAAUAAACAGCAUUACAUAUUGCAGCAUCUUAUGGACAAUCAAGAAUUGUAAAGAAAUUACUAAUAAAAGGUGCUCAAAGAAAUAUUUAAGUAAUUUUAUUUAUUUAUUUUCUAUUAAGGAUGAACAUGGAUAAUUACCCAUCAAUUUGACAGAAUCUAUUUAAAUAAAAAAGAUGCUUAAAGACAAAACUGACUUGGCAUUAAUUUAUAACUUAAAAUAGCCAUAUCAUCCAAUUUAAAGAAAUAGAAAAUCUAUUUUUAUUUAUUACUUUGUAAUAAUCACAUCACAAAGUUGUAUUGGUUAUAUCUUAUGGGAAAUGUAGGGAAUAUUGUUGUAUAUUUUUAUGCUUUUUUUGGCUAUCCUACUAAUAGCAUCAAUAUUAGCAUAAUGUUGUAAUCCAGGAAUCAUUACAUUACUUCUUUCUGUUGAAGAGGCUAUAGCAUAACAAAUAGAUCCAAAUAAUAUCUGUCCAGAUUGCUGGGUAAUUAAACCUUAAAGAUCAAAACAUUGCGAAUUUUGUUAAAAAUGUGUUAUUUUUUAUGAUCAUCAUUGUCCAUGGAUAAAUAAUUGUGUUGGAGCCAAGUAAAUAUUGUAUAAAUCUAACUAGAAAUUUACUUUACUUCUAUCUUUACCUUAUUUCUUUAUUGCUAAUCUAAAUUUAUUCAGCAGUUAUCAUUGUUUAUUGUAAUUUAUUUAUUCAUCAUAGACUUUUUUAUAUCUGAUAGUCUAUCUUUAUUUAAAUAUCUAAUUAUGCUAUAUCCUAUUUUAAACAUUUUGAUUUUCAUUACUCCGAUUUUGUAAGACUUCAAACUAAUUUUUAUAGUCUUCUAUGUAUAUACUAAACAAAGAAUUUAUAUUAUGGAAUCACUACUUAUGAAAGAAUAACUGGAUAAAAAGUUAGCAUCAAAUCCAGCUUAUUAGCUCCAUAAGUAAGAAUCAAUUAUUUAUAUUCUUUAAGGAAAAUAUUCAAGAUUCAUAAUCUGAGGAAUCACAAAUAGAACCAUCAAUCAAUAAUUGUUUUAAUUAGUGCUUUAGAAAUAAAAACCGAUUUAAAAAGUAUACAUAAAGUUGA
Molecule: messenger RNA, 1719 nt
Organism: Paramecium sonneborni
Lineage: Eukaryota; Ciliophora; Oligohymenophorea; Peniculida; Parameciidae
Source: the annotation of a GenBank genome assembly